AUGUCCUCGAGAUCGUCCUCUCCGUCGCCGCCGCUGCGGGGCUCUUCCGCGUGCCCUCCUCAUCGAAAUGCCUCGGAUCCUGCGCACGCGAGAUCACCUUCUCUCGGCCUUAAUGUGCCUGCUCCGCUGGAUCUUCUCGCGUUAGCUGCUACUGCCACCUCUCAUCCUGACGAUACUGGACAGCCCGAGGAAGCACCGAUAACCUGCCCUGAGUUUAUCCAGGCGUCAGUGGAUCGCGAAUCAGUUGUGGAGGAGCUUCAGGAGGAGCAUCAUGACUUACAGCGCGUUCAUGCAACUGCCAUACGCCACACGCGCGAUCUUCACACGCGUCUCUCGCAAGCUGGGUCGGCCGCUCAACAUUUUAUCCAGUUUUGUCAAGAACGUCAUGACGCAAUCGUCCGGGAGCUCGGGGUUACAAGCGCGUUGCUGACGGAUGAACGAGUGUCCGUCCAGCGGCUGGAAGCCGAACUCGCGUCCGUGGCCAGCAUCCGAGAGGAGCAUAGACGUCUCCAGGUUUCUUCCGCCGUGGCUGACCGUCAAUCUCAGCGCCAGAUCAAGAUCCUAGAGAGGCAAGUUGUCGAUCUCCGUAGUCAGCUCACAGCCUUGACAGGGCAUCCUGAUCUCGUCUCGGCACCGCCUCCUGCGUUAGCACGUCGCCUUCAAGCUCAAGAUCGCGAGGUGCGAUCGUCUCGAGAGCGCAUCGCCACACUGAAGAGGUCUGAAAAGGCCUUAGAGGACGCCACGGCACAGCUUCGGCGUCAGGCGGAAGCUGGGAACCGUCGCCUGGCUCGGCUUCGUGAGGAAUGUGGCGAGUAUCAGCAACGACUUGAGUCCCUUCGGGACGAGCGUGAUCAAGCGACCACCCAACUGCGUGGGACACGUGAACGGCUGACUAAGACUCGCUCCGAGCUUCAAUCUCAAGCGGAGCAUAUCACCUCCAUGCGCUCAUCCAUGUCUCGGUUGGAGGGGCAAGUAGCUCAGUGGAGAGGGGCCGACGCUGAGUCACAAGCCACUCUGACGGAGCUUACCGCCGAGACCGAGCUUCUGCGGCAAGAUCAAGAUCGACUGAGCCGCGUUUACAACGAACUUCGUGAUCACUACGCAGAGGCGUACACGCGGUUUUCCGCAGUCGCUUCUGCGAUGGGGCAAACUGUUACACUGCCACCACCGUCCAACUUCGCAUUGCCCACCUCUUCGCCUCAGCCGUCGACCGGCGCCAACAACAAUCUCGUGGAUUCUACAGCAACCGCUCGAUCUGAAUCCUCUUCCAUUAGUCCGACCGCAGCUCAGGGUAUGCUUGACCUGGGUGGGACCUCGUCCCGUUCAGUGGAACAUAACGUAGGUGAUUCCGACCUGUUCGGCUCUGAAGAUGACGAAGAGGACCCCAACUACCUUGCGGCGUUAGCCAGGUCGAGAGCCGAACUUCGUCGAUCUCACUCGCACGAAGAGCACCGUACCGAUCUUGUCCGACGUCUUCCUGCCGCCCCUAAUCCUGAUGACGACGGCUCGUCAAGUAGCACGGCAAACAGCUCUUCAGAUCAUUUUGGCCGGGGGUCUCAACUAGGCAGCUCUCCAGAUGCUUCGUCCGACGGUGAGGAUGAUAGUCUUUCCGAGAUCGACAACUCUCGGGCUCAAAACUAUGGGGCCGCCGCUUCGGCUAGACCCAGUAGUACCUCUCAGCGACUGAUUCCGGCUACUACCACUAUUCCACGGUUGCAGUGGAUUCCUGGCUACGAACGGGUUCGACGUUUCCGGGCUGGGGAUGUUAUCCCAUGGGAUGCCCACAUCCUGUCUUCCUUGACUGUUGGUACGAUCUCAGCCUCGAUCUUGAAAGGGCUGUUGGACAAUGUAUAUACCCCGAUCGCAUACCCGUUCCAAAUCACGACUAUGAACGACUAA
Phytophthora nicotianae INRA-310 is the source of this 1899-nucleotide messenger RNA. RefSeq lists its product as hypothetical. The transcript has 4 exons. Lineage: Eukaryota; Oomycota; Peronosporomycetes; Peronosporales; Peronosporaceae. The record is from RefSeq and is a predicted model, not a curated record. Bases 1 to 1899 code for a protein of 632 amino acids.